Molecule: messenger RNA, 1138 nt
Organism: Ichthyophthirius multifiliis
Lineage: Eukaryota; Ciliophora; Oligohymenophorea; Hymenostomatida
Exons: 11
Source: RefSeq, a predicted model, not a curated record
AUGGGAUAAGAAUGUUCAACAUGUAAUUAUAGAGAUGGCAUUGGAAUUUAAAUAUGGUAAGAUGGAGCUAGAUAUGAAGGAUAAUGGAAAGAAAAUAAAGCUAAUGGAAAAGGUAAAUUUUUACACGUUGAUGGGGAUAUUUUCGAAGGAGAAUGGGAAAAUAAUAAGGCUAAUGGUAAAGGAACAUAUUUACAUGCUAAUGGGGCUAAAUAUGACGGAUAUUGGAAAAAUGAUUUAUAAGAAGGAUAUGGAAUAGAAACUUGGGCAGAUGGUUCUAGAUAUGAAGGAUAUUAUAAAUAAGCUAAAAAAGAUGGUAUUGGGGUUUAUAUAUGGUCUGAUGGAUCAAAAUAUGAAGGUGAUUGGUUUGAAAAUAGAAUUACUGGAAAAGGAAUAUACACAUGGUUAGAUAAACGUAGAUAUGAAGGUGAAUGGUUAAAUAAUAAUAUGCAUGGUAAAGGUAUUUAUACAUGGUAGGAUGGAAGAAGAUAUGAAGGUGAAUAUUAAUAUGAUAAAAAACAUGGAUUCGGUACAUAUUAUUGGGUUGAUGGUAGAUAAUAUAAAGGAUUUUGGUAAUAUGGAAAAUAACAUGGAAAAGGAAAAUAUACAUUGCCAAAUGGAGAAAGCAAAAUUGGAAUUUGGGAAGAUGGAAAAAAAAAAUAUGGCUUGAAGGAGAAACUGAAUUAAAUUUAUAAUAAUUUGUUCGUAGAAUUAUCGGAUAUAAAGAAAUAGUUUGGGACAUUUAUUUUACUUAAUGCCCCUAUGUUAUUAUAAUAUAUUUAUAUCAUUCCUUAAAUGUAUUAUUCAGCAUAAAUAGGAUUUUUAAUAAUACUUCAUGUUUUGACAAAUAUUUUCUUUUUUAUUUUAAGUUUAACGGACCCAGGAAUAAUGCCAAAAAUUGCUGUAUAUAUAGACCUACAAGGACUUCACAUUGUUACUCAUGUAAUAAUUGUGUUGAAAGAUUUGAUCAUCAUUGUCCAUGGUUAGGAUAGUGUGUUGGGAAAAGAAAUUAUAGAUUCUUUUAUUUUUUUUUAUUGUUUUUAUCAUUUCUUUUAGUUGUAAUUAUAUGUACAAAUAUAGAUUUGUUAGCAAGAGAUAAUGUUGAACAUUUAGCUGUUUGUAUAAUAAUAUUAGUGAUAUC